AUGGCAUCCCCACAACCCCCAUUCGGAGGAGGAUCCAACUCCAACUCCAACACCGCUUCCCCUUCCAACAACCUCUCACCAACAGCCUCCCCCCUCCUCGAAGGCCGCGAUUCGCCCAACCUACCACUAACCAUGACCGCCUCCACGGUUCUGAUGACGCUUCCGCGGGACGCCACCGCCGCCCUCGCCGAAGCCGGGAAGUUUGGCCAGGAGAAAGUGGUGAUACGCUUCAAACCGGUCGGGUCGGCGCCCGCCCUCCGCAGGGAGCAGGUCAAAGUGAGCAGCACGGAAAGGUUCGAUACGGUGAUGACGUACAUAAGAAAGACGCUCAAGUGCCGGGAGUCGGACAGCGUGUUUUUGUAUGUGAAUAGCGUAUUUGCGCCGGCGCUGGAUGAGGUUGUGGGGAAUUUGUGGAGGUGCUUUAAAGAUUCGACGAACCAGUUGAAUGUUUCUUAUUCGAUGACCCCGUCUUUUGGACGUGCUUGGCUGCCUUCUACGGUUGACGUCCUCGAGCUCCUUUUGGAGUUAUCGCUCAGACGACUCUCGCUACUCGCCAUGGUUAGAAGCACCGAGGGAAAGAAGGCGAUUCGAACCCCGACAAGUAGAACUCUGAGUGGCGGCGGAUAUGACUACUUGCUCUGGACCUGA
Messenger RNA from Sordaria macrospora k-hell, 648 nucleotides. RefSeq lists its product as uncharacterized. The record is from RefSeq and is a predicted model, not a curated record. Lineage: Eukaryota; Fungi; Ascomycota; Sordariomycetes; Sordariales; Sordariaceae. Gene Ontology annotation, biological process: nucleophagy; autophagy of mitochondrion; C-terminal protein lipidation. Gene Ontology annotation, cellular component: cytoplasm; Atg12-Atg5-Atg16 complex; phagophore assembly site membrane.